AUGGAGAGUCCUCACGAACACCAACAGAAUCUGCUGCUUUCUCGCAUUAUUACCAAUGUGGAGAAACUCAACGAGGCGGUGAUGGUCAUGAAUAGAUCACUGCAGGAGAUCAACAUUGAGAACAUGAAUGUCGAGCUCGUCGCUCAGAUGUUCAAGAACUACCAGUCUAAUGUCUUGUUCCAUCUUGAGGCUACGGACAACCUGAAGCCGCCUGCAUGA
Colletotrichum paranaense is the source of this 219-nucleotide messenger RNA. RefSeq lists its product as uncharacterized. Gene Ontology annotation, cellular component: mitotic spindle; DASH complex. The transcript is spliced from 5 exons. Bases 1 to 219 code for a protein of 72 amino acids. NCBI's taxonomy places the organism in Eukaryota, Fungi, Ascomycota, Sordariomycetes, Glomerellales, Glomerellaceae. The record is from RefSeq and is a predicted model, not a curated record. Gene Ontology annotation, biological process: attachment of spindle microtubules to kinetochore.